Messenger RNA from Zingiber officinale, 815 nucleotides. RefSeq lists its product as uncharacterized. The record is from RefSeq and is a predicted model, not a curated record. NCBI's taxonomy places the organism in Eukaryota, Viridiplantae, Streptophyta, Magnoliopsida, Zingiberales, Zingiberaceae. The transcript has 3 exons. The coding region runs from base 139 to 705 and encodes 188 amino acids.
CAUGAAAAGUCGAGGGGGAAAAAACCACCAUUCAUCACCGAGGAAAAUUGGAUAAGGAUUUCAAAUUUUUGGGAAAGUGAGGAGUUUAAAAAAAGAAGUCAACAGAAUAAAAUAAAUCAAUCUUUUAAUUCUGGAGAAAUGUCUGCGACAUAUGCAGGAGGCUCUAUCAAUGUGGAUGAGCAUAGACGUAGAUUGACCAAAGAAUUGGGAAAGGAGCCUAAUUUUAUAGAUACUUUCACCCGCACAUUUCAGAAAAAAGAUAAGACUUGGAGCGGGGACAGAGCUAAAGCAAUUAAGGAAAAAUAUGUUGAGCUAGAGGUAGCACAGAGAUGUUCAGCUUCUGCUAGUUCUGAUAUUGAGGGGUCUGAGCCGUCUGUUGGUAGUGAUUUCAAUUUAUGGCUACAGGCGAGUGGGGGGCCAAAAGGGGGAGGAAAGAUAUUCGGAAUGGGUUCAUUGAGCAGAACCCAUAGAGUUGGUCGUAUAUCUUCUUCCUCCUCCGCACAUACCCAGCAGAUGCAUAACUUGACUGAAGAGGUUUCCCAGUUGAAGGGCAUUAUAAAGGACAGGGAUGAAGAAAUGAGAGAAAUGCGUCGACAACAAGAUUUUAUUAUGCGGCAUCUUCAGUUAAGUUAUGUUUCAAGUCAAAUUCCUCCCGGUGACGGUGAUGAUGGUGAUGAUGAUGAUGGCGAUGGUGGUGAUUCUUGAUAAAUUUAUGGUAAAUUUUAUGUUUGAAUUUUUUUCAUGUCAUGUUAUAGUUGAUUCUAUAUUUUCAUUUUACCUUGAUACAUUGCUUCUUAUGUCAUGUUUGCUAUCUA